Saccostrea echinata is the source of this 1638-nucleotide messenger RNA. RefSeq lists its product as uncharacterized. Bases 1 to 1638 code for a protein of 545 amino acids. The transcript has 6 exons. Lineage: Eukaryota; Metazoa; Mollusca; Bivalvia; Ostreida; Ostreidae. The record is from RefSeq and is a predicted model, not a curated record.
AUGGUAGAAAGGCGGAAGUACGCACUUAAUUUACUCUUAUCCUUUGACUUUCGGAUUUCUGCCUUGACACAGAUCCGAGAUAAUGUCACAAGAAACAUGAAAGAAUUGAUAGAGAUGAAUAAACCAACUGGGAGUGUAAAAGCCUUAGCAUGUCACCCACGGGUCCCUGGACUGAGUGUAGCAGUCGUCAAGGACAACCAAGUAUUAAUUUCCAAAGGUUACGGACUGGCUGACCUACAAACAGGAACGCCUGUCACAGAAUUCACUUUGUUUCGACUUGCUUCAAUAACUAAAGCGGUUUCUACAACAUUGUUGGCAAAACAGCUUCAUGAAACUUCAAACUACAACCUUUACUCACAUCUGACUAGUUUCUAUGAUAGCAGUUUUAAAUUUUCAACCACAAUCAGGACCGAGAAUGCCAACAUCCGGGACAUUUUGUCACAUGCGCUCGCCAUUCCUAAACACAACUACCUACGUUUGAAUCCAAAACUGAACAGAACAAAUUUCCCAAGUGUUUUAAAGAAUCUAAAGUCAGUUUACCCUUUCCGAGAAACUUACACAUACACAAACAUCGCCUUUGGACUGUCGACAACAAUUUCUGAGAAAAUAGGUAGACAACCUUGGGAAGAUCUGGUUCGACAAGAACUUUUUUCACCCCUUGGAAUGCAUUCUUCUACGUUCUUUUCGGAAACAAAGGGCACGAAUCACGUCGCCAAGGGUUACAUCGAUGACGUCACAAAAUCAUCAACAGUUCCUGUUCCCUCGGUCCUUUACAAUUCUUGGGAAAAACUAUGCGGUUCAAUAUGCCUGAUGAGUAAUGCUCAUGAUAUGGCAAAGUGGAUGAAAUUUCAUCUCAGUGGUGGACUGAACGAACAUGGAAGCCGUGUAAUGCAAGAGGAAACAUUGAAAUCCACGUACAAGGCUCGGAAUUCCAUAUCUUCCUCUGGAAUAAGUGAAUAUUUUUCAAAACCCAGGGUUCCUCACACUACUACUGAGAAUAAUUAUGCUCUAGGAUGGCGAAAUGGAUACUAUAGAGAAUAUAAGAUUUUACGCCAUACCGGAACAAUACUUGGAUUUUCGUCUCUAGUAACCCUCAUACCGGAUAUGAAUAUUGGAAUAUUUACGACUAUGAAUGGACAAGAUUCCGACUAUAUUUUUCGGACUCUUCUUCACAAUUACCUAGCAGAUAUUGCACUUGGGGAAGAUGCAUGGCUAAAUUCUAGCACAAUUUGUUCUUUUCCAAAACCAUGGUUCUCACUGACACCCAGUGCAAGUCACCAUAUCAGUAAAUCGAACACGCUUUCGAGGUCAUCAUCGGAAUACGUCGGACAUUACCAUAACAAUGCAUACGGAGAUUUACACAUCUUUUUAAACUCUACUACGGGGAUCAUUGACUUGAAAUACGGCAUUGCCACGUGGAACCUGUAUCCUAAGCAUUCUCGAGACCAGUUCGCCGCCCAGGGUUAUGGAAUUCUAGAAAACAUAUCUCCAUACGAUCUUGCCACUAUUAAAUUCCACCACGAUACCCAUGGUGGUAGUAUUAUCAGUGUAGAGGUCACCAGUUUUGAACCAAAGGACCCUCCAAUUUUUAGCAAAGUUUCAAGCUCAGUAGGUUCCAGUGUUAUUUUUGGAAAGUAA